AUGAAGCUUCUAAUCUUGGCCUUUUUUAUUGCUGGCGCCUACGGCUGCGGUCUGCCCACCUUCCCCCCGAUCCUGAGCAGGGUGGUCGGUGGAGUUGAUGCCAGGCCCCACAGCUGGCCCUGGCAGAUCUCACUCCAGUACCGCGGCAGCACCGGAGCUUACUACCACACCUGCGGAGGUACCCUCAUCUCCAGCCAGUGGGUGCUCACCGCAGCUCACUGCAUCAGCAGCCGCAACACCUACAGAGUGUACCUGGGCAAGCAGAACCUGGGGGUGGCCAACGAGCCCAGCUCUAUAGCCCUGAGUCCUGCCAAGAUCAUCGUCCAUGAAAACUGGGACGCCGACAGAAUUCGUAACGACAUCGCCCUCAUCAAGCUGGAGAGGGAAGUUGCCACCACAGACACCAUCAUACCCGCCUGUCUUCCACCCUCCGGCAAAAUCCUAGCCAACAACGCACCCUGCUACGUGACUGGCUGGGGACGCCUCUGGACUGGUGGUCCCAUCGCUGACAACCUGCAGCAGGCCCUGCUCCUCGUGGUCGACUACGCCACCUGCAGCCAGCCCGACUGGUGGGGCAGCCUGGUGACUCAGAACAUGGUCUGCGCCGGCGGUAACGGCCAGCAGGCCAGCUGCAACGGCGACUCCGGCGGACCCCUGAACUGCCAGAACAUCGACGGCACCUGGGACGUGGACGGCAUCGUGAGCUUCGGCUCCAGCCUGGGAUGCAACUACCCCAAGAAGCCCUCGGUCUUCACCCGCGUCAGCGCCUACAUCAGCUGGAUCAACAACGUGAUGGUCAGUAACUAA
Scleropages formosus (Asian bonytongue) is the source of this 807-nucleotide messenger RNA. Its product is annotated as chymotrypsin-like elastase family member 2A. Gene Ontology annotation, biological process: proteolysis. Bases 1 to 807 code for a protein of 268 amino acids. The transcript has 8 exons. Gene Ontology annotation, molecular function: serine-type endopeptidase activity. NCBI's taxonomy places the organism in Eukaryota, Metazoa, Chordata, Actinopteri, Osteoglossiformes, Osteoglossidae. The record is from RefSeq and is a predicted model, not a curated record.